ACAACGUUGUAUUGUACUGAAAAAGGGGGUUCAUUUUCAAGUUAUGUAGAAGUUUAAGAUCCUUGGCUUUGAUUAACUGGCCAUAUGACUUGAAGGAGCUGAUAGAUUACAUUUCCCUGGACUUGUACCCAUAGACACCUCGUGCGAUUUCAUGGGACAAUAAAAUUGAAUAGUCAUCCCUGAAAUACAAGUGGUAUGGUCUACAACCCCUCCUACAGUUAAAAUGGUAUCGUCCUAGUAGGUGGCGUUGUGUUCAACCAGGAAGUAAUGUUUUGUGCUGGUUCCGGUUCUCUUAAUACAUCCAUGGGUUGGGUGUGCACAGUCUGCUAGAGAUAUUAAACCGUGGCUAUUUAACACCUUUUAUACAUAGCAAUGUCUCCGGAUGAGCUGGUGUACCUGGGAAUUCUUGCUGCCUCCAUCCCUGUUGGAUUCCUCUUUCGUUACCUCAGUCCUCCUGUGAAGCAGGGGGCAGCUCUUCUUCUGGGCCUCUCUAUCACCAUCGCCACCUGUCACAUCCACACCCUUCACUCUCUGGUGACGGUGAUUGGAACAUGGAUUAUUAUAAAGAGUAGCUGGAGGCAUGCCCCAGCAUUGAGUCUCACCUGGACCUUUCUCUACCUCCUCUUCUUUCGUCUGGUCACUUGGUUCGGUCUGCCACCACCGACACCGUUUGCCAACGCCAUCCAGCUACUUCUCACUCUCAAGAUGGUGAGUCUAGCAAACGAGGUGCACAGCUUCCACACGGAGAAGAAAAAGGACGUGAGCUCUUUUGCCAAGUCUCCUGUCAUUGGUGGUUUGUCUCAGGAGCCCUCCCUCUACGAUAUUCUGUCCUAUAGCUACUGUUACGCCGGUAUAAUGACCGGUCCGUUCUUUCGCUUCCAAACGUACGUUGACUGGCUGAGGCAGCCGAGGCCGCAGGUCCUGCCUGGCUGGGUGCCGUGCCUGCAGCGCCUGAAGCUGGUCCCUGUCUACGGUGCUCUGUUUCUGGCUGUCAACUCUGUCUUCCCACUGGCCUACGUUCGCACAGAGGAGUUCCUGGAUGAAAACUUUUUCUUUAGGUUAUUCUACAUGAUAGCAGUGUUCUUUGUGUUUCGGAUGCGUUUCUAUGCAGCGUGGUGUGGAGCUGAGGCUGGUUGUAUCAGUGCAGGUCUGGGCUGCUAUCCAGAAAAGGCGCUGUCCAAACCUGGAGGAGGACCCACCGUCAACUACAGUCCUGAUCCCACAGCUGAAGAGAAAUAUGACUUCAAAACCAUCCAGAACAUUGACUGCUACAACACUGACUUCUGUGUGAAAGUCCGUCAUGGCAUGCGUUACUGGAACAUGACAGUGCAGUGGUGGCUGCAUCACUACAUCUACCCCAAUGCUCCCUUCAAAGCCUACGCUCUCAGGGCCGGCUGGACCAUGUUCAUCAGCGCCUACUGGCAUGGACUACAUGUCGGCUACUACCUCUCCUUCCUCACCAUCCCCCUCUGCAUCGCAGCCGAGUCUGCCAUGGAGGCCUCUGUCCGAGCUAAGCUGGGUCCUUUAGGACAGAACAUCUUCGACUGGGUUCACUGGUUCCUGAAGAUGAGGGCCUACGACUACAUGUGCAUGGGCUUCGUGCUGCUGAAGGCCUCUGACACCAUCAACUACUGGAUGUCCAUCUACUUUGUCAUGCACAUCAUCGCCGUUUGCUGUAUAAUUGUCGGCAGGGCUCUGAAGGUGGGGGAAAGGGAAGAAAGGAGAGGGCACAAGGAGGAGAAAAGAGAGGGAGAGAAGAUAGAAAACGUGAAAACUGGAGAAAAAACAGACUGAGUGAGUGGAGGUACAGAGAAGAACUGGGUGGUACUGUUUUGGGACAUGAGGAGGAGUUACUUCAAGACAUUGAUCAAUCGCACCAACACUCAUCAUCAAAUAUAAAAGUUGUUAAAGUUAUUACAAAAUGCAUUAAAUCAAACAAAAGUGUGACAAGUAAAAUCUGGUCAAAAACAUUCCAUAUAUGUACAUAAAAGUACUGUGAACACUGGGAGAGGAAUAUUUGAGCUCAAUGAAUGUUACUUUUGUAGUGUGAGUGGCAACUGGUGUGUAAAUAGUUAUAUCAUUCCCCUCAUCUGAGCGUCUGCCUGUCCAGUAUGUGUGCUUUCAUUUUACCAUACCAUUCCCAGUUUUAAGUGAACUGUAUUACUGGUCAAGAUGAAAUGUCAAGAUGCUGUUUUAAAAACGGGCAGUAGGGCCAGUCAAACAACCAAUAACAACAUAAGAGAAGCAAUUGAAUGGGAUUAAAUUGAGUUUGCAUAAGCAACAAAACACUCAGUAUUUUGUUACAGGAAGUUCAUACUGGAGUACAGAAUGCAUAGAUUGUGAUGGAAAAAAAAUUAUAUGAUGGUGUCAUCAUUAAGGCUCAGCUAUUAUUUUUGGGUGUGAGCAUUAUCAAAGAAACAGAAUAAUCCUGCUUCAGUUUGUUGUCUUAAAUCAGCACCUUGACUGUUUUUGACCACAAUAAAGAGUUUAAAUGGGAUUAGUCAAAUGCAGAAAAAUUACAACGUAAUUUUAGGUUUUUUUAGUUUUAAGGAGCAAACCAUGGUCCAGAUACAUUUUUAUUGCUGCCUAAUUACACUAGGACUUGUUUAAGUGUUUUAGAUUUUAGUUGUCAGUAUUAUAAUGUUCCUUAUUUUUUGUAACAUUGCUGUGCUUUGGUUUACUUCCUUGAUCAAGUGAAUCCAAAAUGUCUCUGUUUGGAUUUUUUCCCUGUUUGGAUUUUUUCCCUUAUUGUUUUGCCUGUAACUCUGAGCAUAUCAGGAACAUCUGCACUGACAUCUCUAUAGCUGUGUUGCAUGUGAUGAAGAGUGUGCCAUGUGUAAGAUAGCAACAGUCCGUUCACUGCCAAAAUGUCUGUACUGCCAUCGUGGAUCAUUCAGGGUUGGAACCAAACAUUUAUUAAAAGGUUUUAGAUCAUAACUAUAAGCUGCCAACAUAAGUCACAAAUAACAGCACAGCUCGGGCUGGGCGAUAUGGUUGAAAUCAUUAUCACAUUGUUAAAUAAGAUAUUUUCCAAUAUCGAUAUAUAUGUCACAAUAUAAAAAUUUGUAUGCACAAUAACAUAUAAUAUAAUAACAAAUGUUUUUAAUUCUGGCUUGGUCUUAAACAUUUAUUACGUCUAGAAUGAUAACAUUAUAUGAUCAUAUAUCUUCAUGAUUUGUUUCUGCCUAAAGUUGAUAAAUGAUGUUGAAUUAUCGCCCGGCCCUAACCACGAUAAACUGAACAGUUGGUAAACAUGUUGAGAGUUUUUUCACUCACUCCUGUCUCAAACUGUGUGAUGAUAGCUCUGUGUCUCUGUUUUAUUUCAGCAUAACUGCAGAAUUGAAAGGUCUUAUCUCCCAAUCUGUUUUGUUCUCGUUACCUGGAACUGAGAUCAUUUAAAUUACAAAUGUAUUUGUGUCAUGCCUUUGUCCUUUAUCCUCUCUGUGCCAACUCAACCCUUUGUUUUUAUUAUUGCACAGGUGUUGUGACUUCUACUAGACUAUUUAUUUUUAGCCAUUUGUCUGUUGUCUUUUGCUUCCCAUACUGCACCAACUGUAACACUCCCUGCCCUGUAACGGUGUUACUUGUGGAAUACAUAUCAGCAUUUCCUCAUCGA
This is a messenger RNA of Perca flavescens (yellow perch), 3616 nucleotides long. It is a transcript of the gene mboat7, whose product is annotated as membrane bound O-acyltransferase domain containing 7. Gene Ontology annotation, cellular component: mitochondria-associated endoplasmic reticulum membrane contact site; membrane. Lineage: Eukaryota; Metazoa; Chordata; Actinopteri; Perciformes; Percidae. Gene Ontology annotation, molecular function: lysophospholipid acyltransferase activity. The transcript has 9 exons. Bases 373 to 1794 code for a protein of 473 amino acids. Gene Ontology annotation, biological process: phosphatidylinositol biosynthetic process; lipid modification. The record is from RefSeq and is a predicted model, not a curated record.